GAAGGGCCCUCCCCGCCAUCCCCCUGCCCUAAGAUGGCGGCGGCCACGUCCGUGCGGGCUGGUUCGGUCCCGGGGGUUCGGGGAGCGGAGGCCGAAGCCCUUUUCGAAGCUCACACCGCGUCCGAGCUGCGGGCGGUGGAGCGGAAGCUGCGGGCAGACAUCGAGCAGAAGCGGGAGGAGCUGAGGCAGAUGGUGGGGGAGCGCUACCGAGACCUCAUCGAAGCGGCCGACACCAUCGCCGAGAUGCGGAUCAGCGCCCAACGCUUGCUGGGGGCUGUGCGGGGGCUGCAGCGGGGAAGUCCGGCCCGGCCCGCUCCCACCGUGCUGGCUCAGCCCCCAGCUCAGGAAAGCUUUUACCGGGCAGCAGCACAGCUGAAGCUGCUGCUGGAUGUCCCCGAGAAGGUGUGGGGGGCUGUGGAAGCUGCCAGGUACCUGCCUGCUGCCCGCCUACACCUCCUCGCCGGACACCUCCGGCACCAGCUCCAGCUUGACGGGCCCCGGGCACACAGCAGCCCGGUUCUGACCCGGUUCCCCAUCCUCCUGCGGCAAGUGGCGACUGCCAGCCACCUCAGAUCCACCAUCCUGCAGGAAACAAAGUGCCUGCUGAAGAGCCAGACUGCAUCAGACCAGGCAGUGGCAGAAGCCCUCUGUGCCAUCAUGCUCCUGGAGGACAGCUCUCCACGCCAGGCUCUGGCUGACUUCCUUCUGGCCAGGAAGUUGGCCAUCCAGCAGCUCCUCAACCAGCCACACCAUGGUGCAGGUAUAAAAGCUCAGGUGUGUUCACUGAUGGAGCUGCUAACCACCACCCUCUACCAGGCCCACGCUCUCUUCUACACCAUGCCUGAAGGGAUGCCCCCAGAUCCCACCCUGCCCUGUGGUUUGCUCUUCUCCACCCUGGAGAGCACCACAGGCCAGCACCCAGCAGGGAAAGGAGGGGUUCUGGAGGAGGAGAUGAAACUGAGCAGUUGGUUCAAGUACCUCCCAGAGUCUGUAGUGGGGUUCCAGCCAACCCUGAGGACCCUGGCACACCCCAUCAGCCAGGACUACCUCAGAGACACACUGCAGAAGUGGAUCACCAUGUGCAGUGAGGACAUCAGGGCUGGGGUCAGCAGCCUGCUGGUCUAUGUGAAGAGCAUGAAGGGCCUGGCAGGGAUCCGUGAUGCUGUCUGGGAGCUGCUGACCAGUGAGUCCAUCAGCCAGAACUGGGAGGCCCUGUGCCAGCGCCUCUUGCACAAAACUGCUUCCUUCUGGGAGGACCUGCUGCAGCAGCUCUUCCUGGACAGGCUAGAGACACUGACCAAAGAAGGGUUCGACUCCAUCUCAAGCAGCUCCAAACAGCUUCUCACUUCAGCCUUGCAGGAACUGGAAGUCCAACCCAGCACUUCUGGGCUCAGCAGGCAGAUCCAGCUGGAACACAACGUGGCUCUGUUCCUGUGGUCAGAGAGCCCCGGGGACCUUCCCCCUGACGCCGCCUGGGUCAGCGUGGCCAACCGUGGCCCUCUCCCCAAGAGUGGCCUCUCCAUGAAGGCCCAGGCCCUCACGCCAUGCCUGCAGAGCUUCUGCUCAGCCUUGGACUGGAAGCUGAAGGACAAGCUGGACGAUCUCCUCUUCUACCUUCCCCCUGACUCCCCAGAGCCCAGGGAAGCCACUCCGCCGCCCUCUGCCUUCGACCGCUACGGGGACGCGGGCAGGGUGGAGGAGCUGCUCCGACAGCACUGCCUGGGCUGCAUCCAACACCUCCUGGGCUGCCUCCGGGAGGAGCUCCAGACUGCCCAGAGCCUGCUGGGGACUCAGGGGGACGUUCCCAACGAUCCCAAGCUCAACGCCGUCCUCUUCAUGGCCAGGCUGUGCCAGGCGCUGAGCGAGCUCUGCCCUCACCUGCAGCGCUGUGUCCUGGGCAGGGGGAGCAGCACCCAGACCCUGCUGAGGGAACCCCGCUCCACCAAGAAGCUGGGAAAAGGGAAAAGCCAAGAAAUGACCCCUGUGCAGGCCAAGUGGCAGGAGGUGAAGGCAGAGCUCCUGCAGCAGAGCCUGUUUGCUUACCAGAUCUGGAGCUCGGCUGUCACCAAAGGUCUGGUGCAGUCCUUCAGCCACACGUUGCUGCUGGACACAGCUGGCUCUGUCCUGGCUACAGCCACCAACUGGGAUGAAAUUGAAAUUCAGGAGGAGACUGAGGCUGGGAACAGUGUAACAUCAAAGAUCCGGCUGCCUGUGCAGCCCUCCUGGCAUGUCCAGUGCCUCCUCUUCAGCCUGUGCCAAGAGGUGAACAGGGUGGGUGGUCACACUCUUCCCAAAGUCACCUUGCAGGAGCUGCUGAAGACCUGCAUGGCAGAAGUGCUGAGUGCCUAUGAAAAGCUCAUGGAAGAGAAGCAGGAGAAGAGAGCAGGUGCCUUCCCCAUGACCCAGAACAGAGCUCUGCAGCUUCUCUAUGACCUGCGGUACCUGAGCAGCAUCCUGGCGGCAAAGGGCGAGGAAGGAAAAACCAGCAGGAUGAGACAUGACUCCAGGAUGGAGAAGGUGACAGAUUUCCUGGAGGGACACAUUGAUCCUUUCGACCUGGAUGUGUUCACUCCCCACUUGAACAGCAACCUGAAUCGGCAGGUUCAGAGAACCUCUGUUCUCUUUGGCUUGCUGACCGGGACAGAGAACCAGUACACGGGCCGGAGCAGCACCCCCAGCUCCCAGGAGCUCCACAACAUCUUGCCUUUAGCAUCCAGCCAGAUCAGGUUUGGACUCCUGCCCCUGAGUAUGUCGAGCUCACGGAAGAGCAAAUCUGCUGCCAGGAGCACAGAAAGGGUUCAGUGGGAUGCUGACCUUUAACUCCUGAGGAAGGCUGCUUGGGUUCCCAGCCCUGGGCUGACAAGAGCAGAGGAGGAGGCCUCACGCCCUGGCUCACUCUUCAGGCAGCUCCUCAGUGAGGAGGAGGACACAGCUGCACCUUCUCUCUUCAAGCUGGGGUGGCUCUCGGGCAUGACCAAGUGAUGCAGUUAAAAAUAAAAAGGUUUGUGUGUG
Messenger RNA from Calypte anna (Anna's hummingbird), 3012 nucleotides. RefSeq names its product component of oligomeric golgi complex 1 (gene COG1). The coding region runs from base 34 to 2820 and encodes 928 amino acids. NCBI's taxonomy places the organism in Eukaryota, Metazoa, Chordata, Aves, Apodiformes, Trochilidae. The record is from RefSeq and is a predicted model, not a curated record. Gene Ontology annotation, biological process: intra-Golgi vesicle-mediated transport. Gene Ontology annotation, cellular component: COG complex; Golgi apparatus. The transcript has 15 exons.